Messenger RNA from Gadus chalcogrammus (walleye pollock), 851 nucleotides. Its product is annotated as protein strawberry notch homolog 2-like. The record is from RefSeq and is a predicted model, not a curated record. Lineage: Eukaryota; Metazoa; Chordata; Actinopteri; Gadiformes; Gadidae. The transcript has 5 exons. Bases 354 to 851 code for a protein of 165 amino acids.
CUGCGUGACGUCAGCAGCGGAAACAUCGGGCUCGUCUGUUCAAAAUGGCAGCGUCUCAAUCAGGAAGUGAAGAAAACAACUAAGAAGAAUAAGUUGAUUAAAACAGCAUUUUCCCGGCCAAUUCGACGCCAGCUGUUAUUACAAAUUACAGCGCUGCUUGGAUGUUGGAUUUAUAACCAUACGAACACACGGUCAUGAAGAUUAUUGGCCGUUAGACAUACUUGCUCAGACGCAGAGCGUGUGUGUGUGUGUGUGUGUACGUACGUACGUGUGUGUGUGUGUGUGUGUGUGUGUGUGUUAGCCGGGCAGCAAGGAUUUAGUCAGCUGGUGGUCAUGUGCGGAGCUGCGGUCUGAUGCCCACCCUCUCCUCAGCGUUGGCCAUGGACGGGGACAAUUACCUGCAUCCAGAGGGCCCGCAGCUGGACGGCAGCCUCUUCCCAGCGGCCUCCCCCAACAACAUGGAGAGCUCUCUGUACGGCUCCGCCGGCCCCUGGCGCUUCUCCUCCCAGCAGGCGGACUACAGCGCGCACAGCCCUAUGCAGUCUGGAAACCAGCAGUACCACCUGAACAACAGCAGCAGCAGCACCACCCCCACCCCGGACGUCAACAUGGACAUAUACCCCGGCUUCCCGCUGGACUUCAGCGGCAUCAACCUCCCGCGGAACGGAGACUUCUCCCAGGACCUGUCCUGCAUCGAUGAUCUCUCCACCAACUCCCUGUUCUCGUCCCCGGCCGACUCCCUGUCCGAGUACACUGACACGGCAGGCCCUUCAUCAGGCAAGGACAGCCUGGCCUCUGGUGCCCACAUCUGUGUGGACGUCAACACAUACCCUGCCAGCCCCCGCAGCUAG